Notodromas monacha is the source of this 1134-nucleotide messenger RNA. The record is from the annotation of a GenBank genome assembly. Lineage: Eukaryota; Metazoa; Arthropoda; Ostracoda; Podocopida; Cyprididae.
AUGGACCCGCACCUGGAGCUCCUGCUAGAAGACCUGCGGAACUCUGUUCACGAGCACUACCACGGCGCCGCGGAGCGCCGGCGACACCAGUCCAACGCAUCCCAAGUGACCUUUGCCAACGGACCCGCAUCCACGCCCAGGAAGCCGCCGAAAAGCCCCGACGAUUACAGCGAUUACAAGAGGCCGGAAGUGGAUUGUUUGUUGGAGGGGAGGAAAAAGGCGCCGGCGUCGUCGGCGACGCGGGAAUUGGACGACUUGAUGCAGUCGUUGUCGGAUUUCAAGAUGCAGCAGCACACUACGAUAACCACGACGACGACGACUAGGGAAUACGAGGUGGAGGAUGACAGGGGUCAGAAUUUGGACUCCAUGCUGGGCUCGCUUCAUGCGGACAUGACGAGACAAGGGAUAACGACGACGCAAAAGGGUUGCUGCCACGCCUGCUCCAAGCCGAUCGUGGGCCAAGUGGUGACGGCCCUGGGCAAAACCUGGCACAUGGAACACUUCACCUGCACCCACUGCAACCGGGAACUCGCCACGCAGAACUUCUUCGACCGCGACGGGAAACCCUAUUGCGAACUCGACUACCACGACCUGUUCUCCCCUCGCUGCGCGUAUUGCAACAAGCCGAUUCUGGACAAAUGCGUCACGGCCUUGGACCAAACCUGGCACCCGGACCACUUUUUCUGCCACCAUUGCGGCAAGACCUUUGGGGACGAGGGGUUCCACGACAAGGACGGGAAGGCGUAUUGCAGAGACGACUAUUUCUUGUUGUUUGCCCCUCGUUGCGCCGGCUGCGCUCACCCAAUCAAGGAGAAUUACAUCUCGGCGUUGAACGUGCAGUGGCACACUGAGUGCUUCGUGUGUCGAGACUGCGGACAGCCGUUUGUGGAGGGUUCGUUUUACGACCACGAGGGCAUGCCGUAUUGCGAGACGCAUUAUCACGCCAAACGGGGCUCGUUGUGCGCCGGGUGCCACAAACCCAUUGCCGGGCGGUGCAUCACGGCCAUGUUUAGAAAGUACCACCCGGAGCACUUUGUGUGCUCGUUUUGCUUGAAGCAGUUGAACAAGGGCGUGUUUAAGGAAGAGGGCGACAAGCCGUAUUGUCACGCUUGCUUUGAGAAAUUGUUUGGGUGA